Messenger RNA from Naegleria gruberi, 1398 nucleotides. RefSeq lists its product as uncharacterized. Bases 1 to 1398 code for a protein of 465 amino acids. The transcript has a single exon. The record is from RefSeq and is a predicted model, not a curated record. NCBI's taxonomy places the organism in Eukaryota, Heterolobosea, Eutetramitea, Acrasida, Naegleriidae. Gene Ontology annotation, cellular component: nucleus. Gene Ontology annotation, biological process: protein ubiquitination. Gene Ontology annotation, molecular function: ubiquitin protein ligase activity.
AUGGACGGAUUGAUCGGAAGAGAUUUAAUCACAAUUGAAGUUGAAAUGUUGAGAGCCUUGUAUCCAGAGGAAGAAGGUCUUUUAAAAGUUGAUAAUUACUUGGAUUCGGAGGAUUAUAAUGAAGGGAAACCAUUGAAACUUUUUAUUACAAUUUCUCCAAGUACUGGAUUGGACGAUGCGACACAAUUUGUAUCAUUGCAAAUUUGUUUUAAUAUUUCAAAUCUUGAUGAGUAUCCAUCAUGUUUGUUGAAGGAGGUUAGUUCGAAUAGAAAAGGAUCGAGUGAGGAUCAAAAUUAUUUUAUAUCAAUUCCUUGGAGAAGAGGUUUAUCCGAAGUUCAAUGUAAUUACAUGCUUUCCUAUUUGUAUAAGAAGGCUCAACAAUUAAUUUCCGAAUCAGAGGAUUUUUCAUGCUCUCCACCUGUUUAUAAUUUAUUAGAGGAAGCGAGAGAAUAUUUGAACAAUGAAAAUGCAAGACAAUUGGAGGUUAGCAGAUGUUCUGUUUGUUUGGAUGGAUUUUCUGGAAGUGAGGCCUUUAUCAAAUUGCCAUGUUAUCAUAUUUUCCAUACCAAUUGUUUGAAAACUUGGUUUUAUCACAAGUGUAGAGACAGAUAUGAUCGUUAUUUGGUAUUGAUGGAUAGAGAUGACAGAGGUGUGACAAGCGGAGGUGAAGAAACACCAACUCAACCAGAAAAUGAACCACUUUCAGGCUCUGAUUCUCCAAUUGUAUUUGAUGCAUCAUGGAAAGAAAAUAUUCUCAAUCAUGAUUCUAUUUUCACUUGUCCUAUUUGUUUGGUCACUAUUCCAGUAACAGUUGUGGAGCAACAAUUGGAAGUUAAGAAGGAUGAUAUUAUCAAUCAAUACAAGAAGGAGAAGAAAAAGGAAGAUCUGGAACGAAAGAAGGAACUAAAACGGUUGCUUGCAUUGCAAGAGCAACAAAAACCACAACCACCUCCUCAACCAAAACCAGUUCCUGUCAUCAACAAGGAGAUACCAAAGAAAAAGAAGGAACAAAAAGGAGGAUGGAAUGGUAAAUCUGAACUUUAUGGCGUGGAAAUUGAGGGUUUAACAUAUAGUAACAAUAGUAACAAUAUUGGAGUGAAACAAAAGGAAAAGGUAUUCACUGAUUUGAAGGAAGUAGCCAGAGUGAGAAUGACCAAUAUGGGAACAACAACUGGAAGAGGUCCAAGAAAAAUCACCUUACUUGCUGAAUUCGUUUCCCUCGAAUUAGCAGAAAAAUUCCAAAGAGAAUUCAACAAUAAGAGUAUCUAUGAUGAAACUGUCACAUGUUCCCUUGCUGCCAUCCAACCCACAACGGCUAGCAUUGAGAAGAGCAAACCAGCUUCAAGUAGCAGCUCGACAAGUAAUUCGAAUGAAAAAACCAAAAACCAAGAAAAAUAA